GGAGACACAGCCAGAGUCUCUCAGCGAAGGAACACACUGUCGUACUGAACUCUGUCACAACAGAAGUCCAUUAGAAAUCCAUUUGUUUUUCCAGAGCUUCAUUCACUGAACUGCUGCUAUGUGGAAGGACUCCAGCAAUGAUGAUGCCAGACCCGUGGCCUCCAGCGGGGGCUCCUCUCGCAGCGCCAGCCGCAGGAAGAGGACCAGCUUCUCCAAAGAACACGUGGAGCUCCUCCGCACCACCUUCGAGACCGACCCGUACCCUGGCAUCAGCCUCAGAGAGAACCUGUCCCAGACAACAGGCCUGCCCGAGUCACGCAUCCAGGUGUGGUUUCAGAACAGAAGAGCUCGCACCCUGAAGUGCAAAGGAGCCAAGAAAGCUCUGUGGCAGUCCGAUAGCCCAGUCCACGAUGCUCUACCUCCACAUCAUGCUGUAGCCGGCAGGGGCCCCCAGGUUGGCUCAGUCCAUCUGCUACCUCAGGGCCCUCCACCAGCCUACCCGGCCCAGGUGAAGGUAGAGAUGGAGGAAGCCUGCUACUAUGAACAGCGCCCUCCAGCCUACUCCACCAUCGAGGAGCAUGAACACCAUGGCUCUAUCUAUGGGUUCCAGCAGGGCAGGCCACUGGGAAGCACCUCCAGCCCACCCUUGAGGGGCUUCUGGUCCCAGCCUGGCUGCCAAACCUCCCCUGCCCCCCCUCUGUGGAGCCACUCUCCCCUGGAGAUGAGAAACUACAGCUCUAACCAGGCAGCCUUCAUGUAUCCGGGAUCAGCAGAGCAGCAGAUGUACAUGCCCCACUCCACCUCCCACUCCUCAACUCCAGACACCCCUGACUCCGGGUACUGGGAUGCCGGUCUGGAGAACAGCCCACCACCAGAGGGUCAGUACACGCAGCUGGAGGAUUCGUGGAGCGGAGCUGCUCCGGAAAGCUGCGGGGAGUCCGGUCUUCCAGCGUUGGUCCAGCACGCCCCGCUGCCGGUGCUGUCCCUGCAUGAGAUUCUGGGGGAGCUGGAUGAGGACUGGUUGGGAGGAGAUGGACUGGACAGCCAAGCUACUGGAGAUAAAAUGGCUUUCUGCUAAUGACUCUGUGAUAAAGAUUUACAGUGGACAAUUAGAAAUCACAUGUAUUAUUUAGAUUUUAGUCAUUUGAGUUUUGCUUUUGAGGUGUGUACAUACAAAAAGUCAACAAACUCUGCUGAACCUUUGGAAACGGGAUCCAUAUUUUCAAAAUCUUGUAAUGCACGAUUUAUAUUUAUUCCACAAUGACUACAGCUUCUUUUGGUUCAUGUAUUUAUUCACUAUUUAUAACAUGUAUUUAUUCUGCACUUUUAUACAAA
This is a messenger RNA of Dicentrarchus labrax (European seabass), 1335 nucleotides long. It is a transcript of the gene mxtx1, whose product is annotated as mix-type homeobox gene 1. The record is from RefSeq and is a predicted model, not a curated record. NCBI's taxonomy places the organism in Eukaryota, Metazoa, Chordata, Actinopteri, Moronidae. Bases 119 to 1078 code for a protein of 319 amino acids. Gene Ontology annotation, molecular function: DNA binding. The transcript has 3 exons.